Messenger RNA from Hemicordylus capensis (graceful crag lizard), 2247 nucleotides. RefSeq names its product potassium voltage-gated channel subfamily A regulatory beta subunit 3 (gene KCNAB3). The coding region runs from base 445 to 1704 and encodes 419 amino acids. Gene Ontology annotation, cellular component: membrane; voltage-gated potassium channel complex; cytoplasm. NCBI's taxonomy places the organism in Eukaryota, Metazoa, Chordata, Lepidosauria, Squamata, Cordylidae. The transcript is spliced from 15 exons. The record is from RefSeq and is a predicted model, not a curated record. Gene Ontology annotation, molecular function: transmembrane transporter binding; potassium channel regulator activity; voltage-gated potassium channel activity. Gene Ontology annotation, biological process: potassium ion transport; regulation of potassium ion transmembrane transport.
CAGAGCUUAGCGGCGCUGGCGGAGGCGGCGGUCCAGGCGGCUCCCCUCCGCGCCGGCAUCCUCCGCGCCUGCAUCCCUCCUCCUCAGCAUCCCUCCCCGCGCCUGGUCCCCUGGCCCUCCCCAAAGAAGCGAGGUGGGCGGGGCCGGUAUGCAAAUGAGGCCCAGUUGAGCGGAAAAGUGGGGCGAGCAGCACCAGGAGGGAGAGUGAGGGGCUGCUCGGGACGCCCCCGGCCGCCCUCGCCCACCCCCCUGCAGCCCGCCGGGCCCCCUCCCCGCCCCGGCGCUGCCGCAUCCAUCCAACUCUGCAGCGGUCCCCAAGGAGAGGAAGGCGGCCGCCCCCCCUCCCGGCCCCGGGCUUUUCACGGGCGAGGGGCCUUGGGGGUCUCCUCCCUACCCCCCCCCGCCAAGACACGCGCCCCCACCCUCUGGCCCCCCAGCUAAGCCAUGCAAGUCUCCAUCGCCUGCACGGAGCAGAACCUGCGGAGCCGCAGCAGCGAUGACCGCCUCUGCGGUGGGGGGUCCCGGGGCCAGGGAACCGGUGGGGGGCAGGGCAAUGGGGGGUACCAGCCCCCUGGCAAGGGACCCCGGCUAGCCAUAGGGCCCCGGGCACCUGGGCAGAACCUGCCCCACAUCGCCUUCCUGCUGAGGGAGUCCACCGGCAGAGCCACAGGCAUGAACUACAGGAACUUGGGCAAAUCAGGGCUCCGUGUUUCAUGCCUCGGCCUUGGUACGUGGGUGACGUUUGGGUCCCAGAUUUCAGACGAGAUGGCAGAGAACGUGCUCACCAUCGCUUAUGACAGCGGGGUCAACCUCUUUGACACGGCCGAGGUCUACGCUUCUGGCAAAGCAGAAAAAACGCUGGGGAAUAUCCUGAAGAGCAAAGGAUGGAGGCGUUCAAGCUACGUUGUCACCACCAAGAUCUACUGGGGAGGCCAAGCUGAGACAGAGAGAGGAUUGUCCCGGAAACACAUCAUCGAAGGGCUCAAGGGGUCGUUGCAGAGGCUUCAGCUGGAGUACGUGGACAUUGUCUUUGCCAACCGGAUGGAUGCAAACAGCCCGAUGGAAGAAUGUGACCCGAACUUCCGAUUGCUCUUGCUGGAAGAGAUCGUACGAGCCAUGACUUACGUGAUCAACCAGGGGAUGGCCAUGUACUGGGGCACCUCUCGCUGGAGCGCGAUGGAGAUCAUGGAAGCGUAUUCGGUGGCACGGCAAUUCAACCUCAUUCCUCCCGUGUGCGAGCAGGCGGAGUAUCAUAUGUUCCAGCGGGAGAAGGUGGAAACUCAGCUUCCGGAGCUGUACCACAAGAUUGGGGUGGGAGCCAUAACCUGGUCCCCGCUAGCGUGUGGACUCAUCACGGGAAAAUAUGAGGAGCGGGUCCCUGAGAACUGCCGUGCUGCCAUGAAGGGAUACCAGUGGCUGAAGGAGAAGCUGCAGAGCGAGGACGGGAAGAAGCAGCAGGCCAAAGUGAAAGAGCUCCACCUGAUCGCAGAGCGCCUGAGGUGCACAGUGGCGCAGCUGGCCAUUGCCUGGUGUCUCCGCUCGGAAGGGGUCAGCUCAGUCCUCCUGGGAGUCUCCAGCGCCGAACAACUCAUCGAGAACUUGGGAUCUAUUCAGGUUCUAACCCAGCUGACACCCCAAGUCGUCCAGGAAAUUGAUGCCCUCCUGGGUAACAAACCCAAUACAAAAAAAGAGUCCCGGGCGUAGGGGCACAUUGACGCCCGGGACUGGGCACACUCCUGUCCCGCUGGACUGCUUCUCCUUCUGCUCCUCUGUGGGGCUCCUGUCCCCCCCCACCUGCCCCCCCACAUGCUCUCCCACCAGCUGCUGCCUCUUAAUUUUGUGGGGUGGGCAAGGAGGAGCCGCUUUGCGCAUGAACCAAAUAUCCGUAUACUUCCACAGCGGAUGAAGUCGGGGAGGGGACUGGGGCGGGGGUCUACCCUGCCCCAUGGCAGCUGCUUAGAUUACAAUACAACUAUAUGGCAUGAGCAACUGACCUAUGGGGAUGGCGGGUGAGAGGCCCCGCCUCCUGCUAGGGCCGGAACUACCGCCCGCUUUGCCUCUCUCUCCAUAUCAAUACGCCUGGUUUGUAAAGGGGCAGGCACACUGUAACGUGGGGUCAUAGGAUGAAAGCACACGAUUGAAUAAGUGUAUGAUAAUGAUGAACCAUCCUUAAUUAAUCUUCAGCCUUGUGCUUUACUGCUGUAGUCCCAUGCUGCGUGUUGAGUUAUUACACUGAUUUUGAUUUCU